GAAGCAUUGGUUGACUCCAAGAAAAUGUCAGUCCGGCAUCCCCCGACACUGCGAGCCACGCAGUCUCUGGUGUUUAUCGCUCAGACGAGAUCCGUUUUAGGGGUUUAGCGCUCCAGGAAGGAUGAAUCGGUUUGGCUCCUUCGCUCCUCGUUCUCCCUAUCGAGACGGCAAACCCAGGAGUAAAAAGUGCGUGAAGCGGAGCCACAGCGAGAAGUACCGGCGGAAGUGUCUGCGCCUGAAGCGCGUCGCCAAGGCCAUGGUGUUUGAAAAUGCGGCUCUGUGUGAUGAAAUCUCCCGCAUCGAAAGUAAGUUCCUCCGGGCGAAAGAGGAAAGAAGGUUUUUAUUAAAAAGAACCCUCCAGCUGCAGGCAUUGGGGGAGGAAGAGCCGCCGGCGUCGCAUAACUCCAGUCUGUCCGCUGGCUUCUCCGCGCCGGACGCCGGGGGGGUAAAUGGGGCCGCUGCGGACGGGGGUUCGGCGAAUGUGGCGGACGAAGCUCUGGGUAAAAAGUUAAAAAAGGACAAAAGAGAAAAAGACAAGUCGGAAGUUCUGAAGAAAUCUUCUAAAAGGAAGAGGGUUCCGGAAGGGGGAGCUCGGCGGGGGGUCCGACCCGUUCCCCUGGACUCCUGUGGGAGGCCUGUUUUCCCGAUUGCCCUGGAAGAUCUGACCGUUUACAGCCUCGGGGAGAUUGUCUCGGACCGGCCUGCCUUCCACAGCACAGCGGCCAUUUACCCCGUCGGCUUCUGCAGCACCAGAGUGUACGUCAGCGCGAGACACCCCGAGCAGCGCUGUCUUUACACGUGUCAGAUCAAAGACGGCGUCACGGGACCGCAGUUUGAGAUUGUUCCAGAAGACGAUCCUCAGAAUUCCAUCGUGUCUGACUCUGCGAACGAAUGUCACUCCGUCCUCCUGAAAACCAUCGCUGCGGCGCGGGGGAGUAUGUUGCGUGUUCCUGACAACGCCGGGGUUUAUUUCUUUGGUUUAUCGCACCCCACCGUUCAGAAUUUAAUACAGAGCUGCCCCGGAGCCCGGAAAUGUUCAAGCUACGAGUGGGUGAGAUUUGAGGUCUGCAGACCGGGCGACGGCCGCCUUCCCUACGAACUUCAUGAAAACGACGCGUCCGUAAACUUCGAGGCUUUUCACAGACAGAGUUUUGAAGAAAUGAAAACCGACUCGGUGUUAUCCGAAGUUCUAGAUCUUCCUGAGAUCCAGGCGUCCCACGACUACAUCUCAAGCUAUCCGGAAAUGUUCUUAUCCCAUGCGCAGCUGGCGUCCGCGCUGCACGCGAAGUCCCCGUCCCGCUCCUCGGAGUAGCCCCUUCGAGUGUUUUUAUGUCUUUAAAUAAAUUAUUUUCUCUCUGCCGUCACGCGGCUUUUUGCACCGGCUUGAAAGAUCCA
Molecule: messenger RNA, 1395 nt
Organism: Spea bombifrons (plains spadefoot toad)
Lineage: Eukaryota; Metazoa; Chordata; Amphibia; Anura; Pelobatidae
Gene: FYRD1
Product: transforming growth factor beta regulator 1
Exons: 10
Coding region: 122-1312 (396 amino acids)
Biological process (GO): regulation of cell cycle
Cellular component (GO): nucleus
Source: RefSeq, a predicted model, not a curated record